AUGAAAUUUCUGGACGAGCUUGGAUUAGCAGAUAAAAUCAUAUUCAUUAUUUUCGCCAUUUGUACAAUUGUUGGCAACACUUUGGUUUUGGUAGCAACCUGGAGAGAAGCAAGUCUUCAUCAACCAAAUAAAUAUUUUAUUGCUUCUCUUGCUGUCGCUGAUCUUUUGGUUGGUAUGAUUUUAGACCCAGUAAGGGUGUAUUACACUAAAUACGAUUAUGAAUCGCAACAUACCCUGUCUUUUUAUCCAUGUCGUUUUGUGGCGUGGAUAGAUGCCUUUGCGUUAGCAGCAUCUAUUUGUACACUGACAUUCAUCAGUUUUGACCGAUAUCUCAAGAUCAGAAAGCCACUUCAAUAUAGAUUCAGAAUGACAACUUCCAAAUCAUUGAAAAUUAUCUUUAUCAUUUGGUUCAUUUCAGCUGCCUUUGCAACCUACGCCGCCAUUCCUGAUUCAGGAAACAACAAUGAACUGCCCUGCGGAACCUUCGAUCUUGAUGAAAUGAAAAGAUACUAUACUUUACUAGCAAUAAGUGCAUUUUUUCUACCUACCGCAGUGAUGCUGGUUAUGUACACUCUCAUUUUUGUUGUUGUUCAUAAACGACAAAAGAUGAUGAGAAAUGGCGAACUGGGUCAAACUUGCAAUGAUCGGAACCAACGAAGUGCCUUUCUUCAAGAUCUAAAGGCUAUUCGAAUGUUAUUGGUCGUCGUGGGAGUGUUUAUACUUUGUUGGGGUCCUUAUUGUAUUUUUGUAUUGCUUGUGUGCUACAAUCCAAAUCAUUUGAUUGAACCGCAUAGCGACUUGCGUCGGUUAUACAUAGCUGAUGUGGUACUAAACAAACUUCCUUAUUUUAACAGUCUAUGCAAUCCUAUAGUUUAUGCCUGUAUGGACCAAACGUACAGAGCGGCUUUCAAAAAUCUGUUUCAGCGAAUGUGUCGAUCAAGCUCAAGAAGACGACAACCGCCUGAAGCAAUAGAGUUACCUCCACUGAGAAGAAGAUAA
Paramuricea clavata is the source of this 999-nucleotide messenger RNA. Lineage: Eukaryota; Metazoa; Cnidaria; Anthozoa; Malacalcyonacea; Plexauridae. The record is from the annotation of a GenBank genome assembly.